UCCAAAGUCAUCACGGCACGUCCAACUUUUCCCCAAUCUUUCUCCCAGAGAGCAGUGAAAAUGAAUCGCAGGAAGAGUGGCGCUCCCUUCUUCCUCUGCUUCGCCCUGUGCUUCGCGAGCGUUUGUGAGGCUGCGGCGCUGGAUGCGCGCCUCGCGCGGGAGCAGCCUCUGCGGAACGGGACCUCCGUCCAUAUCCCAGCAUACAUGAUGGCCCUGUACAGGACUUUAUCCGAGCUGGACCGACGAGGGGCCAACGGCAGCCUGGCCCGCUUCAGGAGACACGCCAACACAGUGACCAGCUUCAUAGAGCAGCGGCAAGAGAAGCCUUCGGACGGGUCCCAUCAGCGCUAUAUCUUUGACCUCUCUGGCCUCUCUAGGAUGGAGGAGCUGGUGGAGGCGGAGCUGCGGGUUCUGCGGAGGCCCCCGCCUGACGUUGGGAGAUUAUUGUCCCAGGGAGGAAGCCUGUACCGCCUCCUCCUCUACAGCUGCCCCCGUCCUGGCUCCUUGGACAGGCCUCUACUGCUCACCUCACGGACUAUUGACAUUCUGGACACCAUCUCAGCCACAUGGGAUGUGUUUGACAUCCUCGCUACCGUGAAGGCCAGUCGCAAAAAGCGCAGGACAGCUCGAGGCAGCAACUUUGUAUGUUUUAGCGUCGCUGUUGUUUGUGAAUCAACAAAUGAGGCAGUGUACCCUCCAUUGCUGGGCCUAGGAGGGGAAGCCCAGGGGGGCCAAGAGAGGGCCUUGCUCGUGGCCUUUUCCCACACCCGAAGGAAAGAGAAUCUAUUCAGGGAGAUCCGUGAAAAGAUGAAGGCUGUUCAGAAUGGGAGCCUUCCAGGCCCAACAUUUGAGGGCAGCGGCCGGCCCAGGAGGCGACGGAAGAGGAGGACGGCUCUAGCGGGACGCUCCAGUGGAACAGGGGGUGGUGGUGGCGGGGCUGGAGGAGGUGGAGGCGGGGCAGGGGGUGGGACAAAAGGAGGGGGAGGAGGUGGAGGUGGCAGGAGGAGGACCCGGUGUAGCCGAAAGCCGCUGCACGUCAACUUCAAGGAGCUGGGCUGGGAUGACUGGAUCAUUGCACCACUGGACUACGAGGCAUACCACUGCGAGGGUGCCUGUGACUUUCCCCUGCGCUCACACCUCGAGCCCACCAACCAUGCCAUCAUCCAGACCCUCAUGAACUCUAUGGACCCAGAGUCGACGCCACCGAGUUGUUGCGUACCCUCCAAACUCAGCCCCAUCAGCAUCCUCUAUAUAGACUCCGGCAACAAUGUGGUUUACAAGCAGUAUGAGGACAUGGUGGUGGAGCAGUGUGGUUGCAGGUAGCAGCGUGAGAACGGGGCUGGACUUUGCGGCCCCUUAGGACUCAGAACCCAAAGCAGCCUCUCCUGAGGCCUAACGCAAGCACUGCCAGGCUCAAAGAAAGGAGUCAAAAGCACUAUUCGACCUGGAUUAGUUUUGUCACGGGAGGUUAUAUGAUGUGUUUUUGUAAAAGGAUUUGAACUUAUUUGAGUAUCUGCACAAUUUCCCCAAAUUACCAUAGCAAGGAAUGAAAGGUCAUCAUUCAGAUAUGAGUUACGUAUUUAACACUAUUGCUAACAAUAAUAAGUAAUGGCUAACAAUAACAGUAACUAAUGCAUAGGCUGUGUCUGUUAGCAUGGUUUGUUAUUACCUUACCAUGAGAUUAUUUAGAAAAGGAAUACUGUUACUGAAGGAGCUCCCGGUUCAGCAAAUUACAGAAGUCAACUCUGGACUAUGGCCAUUCAAAUUAUAGAAGUAACUCUAGACUAUGGCCAUUCAAAAUGAAUACAGGGUUAAAAUCAUAUAUCUUGUUCGUAAGCACUUCGUAAAUUAUAGUACCUUCCCAGGUUAAACUAAUCCACUUCAAAUAGGGCUGCUACAUUCACAUUACAGGGCACAAGUAGCACAAAGCUGUCUAUCUGCCUAAAUGUGAGAUAGAUCUCAUGUUCCCAGUUCAGUGUGAACAUGCAAAUCAGAUCUUUUCAAAUCAGAUUUGAACCACUUUCAUAUGUGGUCCUACAUAUCCAAUACAUGACCUUGUGACUGUAUUGAGAACGGUCAAAUCAAAGCAAAGCUGUGCAAUAUAGCUCGUAAUGUGAACGUAGCCUGAAGUGCCUGAACUAUUAACAGAGGUCUUCCGUGGGUAAGUGUGUGUGUGUGUGUGUGUGUGUUUGUGAGAAUGGAGGAGUGUAGUAAAAGGGCAUACUGAAGGGCAUUUGAACAGUAAUUGAGCAGUGGGCAGAGGACUAAUGGGUAAAAUCUUCACAAGAGACUUAAAUUCCUCAAUACUGAGUAAACAUCUUGAUCGGAAAAGGAGUAAAGGCCAAGAAUUCCAGAAAUGACACAGCAUCCUGAUAAUGUAAACGGAACGAUAGAGCGUUGAAGUGUUCUUGCAGUGGCCUGCGAAAGAGUCAAACCAUUUUCAGCUCAGACGUCUGUCAGCGAGAGACUAAGCACUUUGCGUGACAGUGGGCUCAAGUUUAAGAUGGGAGGAAAAUGUAAGAAUUUGGUAGCAGCUUUGAAAAAUAUGUGAGAAAGAGAGAGACAAAGCCAGCGGCCUUAAUCAGAGGUGGCAAUGGUUGACUGAAAGCUGGCAGUUUUGACUCUUUCUGAAGCUUGUCUUACACAGUGUGCUUUUCCAUGUGGAGCUUGAGUUGUUUUUAUAAUCAAGAGGCUCGUUUGAUGAUUUAUUGAGUAUGGCAGUUUCUGAAUUUUAUAUCAAGAUAACCCACACACAUCUGAUGCUCCCCAGAGGGGAUGUCUCACUUCCUUUUCUCAGCGUAGGGGACAGUGUUUGACUGGCCCACGAUAGGAAACUCACAAACCAUACGUUGUUACGAACUUCACAUAGCUGCACAAGCUAGUCGUUUCACAUCUCAUUCAUAAGACCGCCAACGUUAGGCCAGUUGUAAGUCUCAAGGUUUGUGAAAGUGGGAAACUAGGCCCGCUGCAGCGAAAUAAGCAUUGUUGACACCACAUUUGGCGUCUGCAAGACGACUGAAUGGCUGUGUUAUGCAUGAUGUCCAAAUGUGUAAGAGAUAGAUGGCUUCACUGUACUCUAUGACCUCAGACCUUACUCUGUGAAAGAGGUUAGAGAGCCAAAAUCAAAAUGAUUCUUGGCAUUCUGGAGCUUUUCUGUGUGACACCCCUCACGCCAGGGCUAACUGUAU
Molecule: messenger RNA, 3188 nt
Organism: Colossoma macropomum (tambaqui)
Lineage: Eukaryota; Metazoa; Chordata; Actinopteri; Characiformes; Serrasalmidae
Gene: gdf7
Product: growth differentiation factor 7
Exons: 2
Coding region: 61-1323 (420 amino acids)
Biological process (GO): BMP signaling pathway; SMAD protein signal transduction
Cellular component (GO): extracellular region
Molecular function (GO): growth factor activity; cytokine activity
Source: RefSeq, a predicted model, not a curated record